This is a messenger RNA of Pichia membranifaciens NRRL Y-2026, 798 nucleotides long. RefSeq lists its product as hypothetical. The record is from RefSeq and is a predicted model, not a curated record. The transcript has a single exon. The coding region runs from base 1 to 798 and encodes 265 amino acids. NCBI's taxonomy places the organism in Eukaryota, Fungi, Ascomycota, Pichiomycetes, Pichiales, Pichiaceae.
AUGACCCAAGACAAGGACUACGGACUUCUCUACCAAGCAUAUGCCUUCUCGUCGCCCGAGCUGAAAAAACAUGAAGAUCUCCUCGUCCAUACCAUCAACAGAGGAUACAACGCACCACGAUUCCAGUUUAACGUGAUCACCUCUCCAAGAAUCAAGCACUCUGUCGUCGAAGACCUCUGCGUUGUCCCGGAAGAGUCGAGCUAUGCUCUAUUCUGCUUCGCCGACCCUCGGGCUGGCGCUAGCAGCACGGACCGCACGUCCACCGUCAAAAUCGACGUCGACGAACUGGUCGAUGACGCAGCUGCAGCGAGGGAGAAGCUUCUUCAGCUCUACCCGAAGGGAACCAUAGAUACCCAAAACCCGCGUAUCCUCUACGACGACUCGGUGUCGCCAAAGAAAGGCACCACCGAGAAGUUGUGUCUCCCAGCACCAGAUAACCAGUUCACGAGCAGGUUCCUCGGAAUGGCGUGUCUGAAGCCACGCGGCGGCAGCGGCACCUCCUACGAGCUGACCGGGUUCAUCUCGUUCUACCCAGGCGUCGGCACCCAUCUGAUUCGGACCGUGGAGCAGUUUGCACGGAGCCAACUCGCGGCCACGGACAUUUGGAUCGCCGCCAUAGAGGAACACCUGCUCGGCCAGAUGUACUCCAAGUUUGGCUACGAGUUUGUCGAGCGGGUCCUCAUACCCGUCUCCGCCGACAGCGGCGGCAAGGUGGCCGACACCCAGGACCAUCUUGAGAACGACAUCAUGGCCAGUCGGGACUUCCAUCUCGAGGUUCUGUGCAAGAAGCUGACGUAA